GCCGUGAUAAUGGUAAAAACUAAGAGAUAUUGAAUUAUUGACUAAUGACUAUUGAGAUACAGAAAUUUGAAGAUGAAAUCCUACUGUUAUUAAGAUGUCGUCAACUUGCGUAUUUUGUUCGUGAUUGAAGCUAGACUGCUAGAGUGACACUAUAAUUCUUAUAGAUUUAUCUCCAAUAAUAUAGCCACUUCUAAUUAGAUUAAAUCAAAAACCCUCAAGAUGAUGUAUUAUAAGCUAAUUUGCUUAUUUUGUUCAAUAUUUAGUAGUAUUUACUGUUCUGAUAGUUAUGAUUCAAUAUCUGAUGUUUAUUUAGAACAUGAAUUGAUUCCCAAUGGUGGUUUCACCAAACGCGGUUCUAUUCUUGUCAAUCUGGAGUCUAGGAACGAUGUUGUGUCGAUUUCUACCAUUAGUGACUCAGACAUACAGUUAUUAAAACAAUUAACAUCUAAAAAUGAACUAUACAGAUUAAAAGUUUCUGUAAGAACAUUAUCUGGCAAGGAAACACAUUUUCUCACUUUUACUAGAGCUUGUCUUAUGGUUGCAUCUAAAUUAAAUGAUAUUUUAACAUUACAUUUGGAUCACUUAGACUCUCCAUUUGCAGUUAACUUAGCUACUACAUCUAACAACUGCAAUAGCUUUAGUGAAUUGGACACAAAUAAUAUUACAACUACAGUAUUUUUUAGAAGACCAGAAAGCAGUCCAGUACCCGAUACCGCAACUUAUAUUCAAAAAAUGGAACGUGAACGCGAUGCGAGGGAAAAAGGAAAAUCAAGCAAUAAUAAAUCAAUGCUUGGAAAAUAUUGGAUGUAUAUAUUACCAUUAGUCAUAUUUAUGAUGAUCGCUGGAGCAUCGAAUCCAGAAGCAAGACAGUAAAUAGAAAAAAUAUACUUCUAAGUUUUAUUUAUUUUAUUAUAUUCUUCAAGCAAUUAAUGAGGCUAUUCCAUUAGUUUCUUUAUGUUUGAUAAUUUAAGUUUCAUAAUAUGUACAUUAAGUGAUAUUACUGGGUUUA
Messenger RNA from Melanaphis sacchari, 1009 nucleotides. It is a transcript of the gene EMC10, whose product is annotated as ER membrane protein complex subunit 10. Gene Ontology annotation, cellular component: EMC complex. The transcript has 6 exons. The record is from RefSeq and is a predicted model, not a curated record. The coding region runs from base 220 to 873 and encodes 217 amino acids. NCBI's taxonomy places the organism in Eukaryota, Metazoa, Arthropoda, Insecta, Hemiptera, Aphididae.